AUGUCUUCGAGGGAUUACCUAUUCGCCGCUGGUCGCGCCAACUACAAACUUUCUCCCAGGCUCCGAAAACCGAAGAGUCGGAGUUUGGAACCCAGGGGCCCCGGUGGGGCUGCCGCGCUCCCUGAACUAGCUAUGCCGAGAGACAGCCAGCUCCUGCCUCCGAUAAGCCGCGCUCUGCUGCGCGCAGCCCGUGCUGGGUGUAUUUAUAUUCGCCAAAGUGGCCAGGCUGCCGAGGAACGAGAAAAUAAAGAUGCAACGGACGCAGAAGAUCAGGCCGCGGCGGCUGUGCACAUGGCUGAUCGCAGCUUCACUAAUCGUAAAUGGACGGCAUUGCCUAAGCACUUGGAGCCCCCGGAGGUAGAGUUCCUUGCGAAGAGACGUCCGGGUUUGCCCUCGCUUUAUGGAGGCGUCGGGUCGGCAGAGGGAGGCUUGGGAGCUACACCGGGCCCUAUGCGGAGGACAAAGUUUCAGAAGGUUGACCCUGAGACUGGAAACAUUUCUAUCUACGAAGCUUGGGUGCCAGAGGGGCAUCGCAUCGAGGGUGAAGUCUCAGGGGAUGUUCAAACCCUUGUCCAGCAAAGCAACGUGCCGGUGAAACCAGAAACACCCGCCCCCGGAACUGUGGUUGAAGGCGUCGGCGUUGUCAACUCGGAGGGCGUGGUUGUUGCAGAGGCCGGUUCAGCCUCUGUCAUGACACCGCCCAAGCGUCGUCCGCCACCUCCCAAGCGCAAGGGCAAGGGCAUUGGAAAGGGCCGGAAGAAGAAGGUCAUGUUUGCGCCUGGAGAAGGAGCUGAUGCUACCACUGUGCACGGCAUUGCGCCAACCGAAGGUGCUGUUGAAGGUGCCAAGGAAGGCGACGAUGCUUCUCGGGUGUCUGUCGAUCAGUCUGGUCAGGAUGAGGAGGAGGAGGAAGGUGAGGAUGGUGAUGAAAGCGAUGAGGGCGACGAGUCCAUGAUGGAUGCAAAGACCCCAGAGACUCCGCAGGCUCCUCCCAGCACUGAACUCGCAGAGAAACCACCAGCCGACACUGCUGCUGAUCAGUCCAAAGAUGUGGAAAUGACGGACGCUAUGUCUGUGCCACAAUCUUCUGUUUCGCAGCCCGCCGUCGAUCAGGAGUCUCUAUUACAGCCCUCAAAUAUUACUUCAGCGCCCCAAGCUGAGACUCCUCAAAACGGGGCCGAUAUCUCUGCUUCCACAACACGCGCCCCGUCCACAGGGUCUACCGAGCAGCUUACUGCAGCCGGAUCAACAACUGAGCACCCACCUAGUGCGGUUUCAACGGAAGCCUCAGCAAAGGAGGAAUCCCAAGCUCCGGAGCCAACUCCACUUCCUACAGAAGAUAGCGCAAUGGAUACCUCUGCGGAUGAUAAGCCAAUUCAAAAACUAGCUGAACCCACACCAGGUGAGGUCAAGCUAGAACCAGCACAAGAGCCCCGGCCUCAGCCUACAGAUGAAAGUGUCGCCGCUCCUUCCGAUAGUCCUGGCAAGCCUAUUGAAGAGACACCAUUGGAGUCAACGAAGAAAUCAGAACCAACACAAUCAGCAGAAGAACUACCAGUUUCCACUCUUGAAUCCGAACCUGCCGUUGAUGAACAACCCCAGUCACCAACUAAGAUCGAGGAAUUGGCACCAGCUGAUACACAUCAAACAACGCCCAAUGAACCAGAAGUUAUUGGUGCUCGUACUAAUUCUGAGCCCGUGGGAUCAAAAGAGGACGUUGAGAUGGGUGGUGUUCUCUCUGCGGAGGUAACUCCUGCGGCACCAGUAGAGGAGGCCCCAGCCGCUUCAUCCCCUGUUAAAACAGCCUCUCUUAUUCCACCAGCGUCCGCCGAAUCUGAUCGUGAGGCUGCUGCGCCUGAGCCUGUCAAUGUGCCUGCUCCGAAGACUGAAGCUCCAAUUCCAGAGCCUGCUGUUUCUGAGAGGCCAUCCCCUCCUACAGACCCUACCUCGGAGAAACCGUCGGUGUCUGCACCUGAAUCUGAAGACGCCGAAGCGUCAGCUUCCAUCAUCCCGGAAGAGUCAGUCGAGCCCAAGCCUGAGGCUGAUGAGCCGAAAAAGGAGCCAGAAUCGGCCUUGGCCCCUGCUCCUGGUCCAGAAUUCGCAUAG
Penicillium macrosclerotiorum is the source of this 2106-nucleotide messenger RNA. RefSeq lists its product as uncharacterized. Bases 1 to 2106 code for a protein of 701 amino acids. Lineage: Eukaryota; Fungi; Ascomycota; Eurotiomycetes; Eurotiales; Aspergillaceae. The transcript has a single exon. The record is from RefSeq and is a predicted model, not a curated record.